GGAGGAAAAGGAAGGUAAAUUACCUUUCUUGGAUCUACUGGUUAUCAAGGGAACAAAUGCAACAUUAGACUUCGAAAUCUACAGGAAACCCACCAACACCAUGAGAGUCAUCCCAUACACAUCAAAUCAUUCGUAUCAGCACAAAAUGGCAGCUUUUCAUCACAUGAUCCACAGGAUGCAGACGAUUCCCCUGAGUGAAGAAGGAAAAACGAAGGAGCUACAACACAUCUUGGAAACAGCGAGGAUCAAUGGAUACAAGGAAAGAACAAUACAAGCAAUCAUCAACAAGAAGCAGAGGAACCUACGGAAAAACGAACUGACAACACUAACACCGAUCGAUGAACCGCUGAAGAGGGUAUCGGUCCCCUAUGAUCGACACAUCACCCACCAGCUACGCCAUCGACUGAGGAAAUUCGGCAUCGAUUUAGUAUUCUCCAGCAGAAGCAAUCAACUGAAGACACUGUUGGGCUCCACAAAGGAUAGAGUAGAAAUGUUAAAUAAGGCCGGGGUUUAUCAAAUUAAUUGUUCACAGUGUGAUAAAGUAUAUGUAGGUCAAACUAAAAGAUCGUUAGAUGUAAGGUUUAAAGAACAUAUUGCAGAAGUAAGUAAGGCUAAGAGGGAAACUGAUAAGGGAUUAAAUUAUGAGUUUAGGUCUAAGGUAGCUGAACAUGUAUAUCAGGAAAAUCAUUCAAUUACGACAUCAAACAUUAAAAUUUUAAGAAAUGUCUCUUCUCCGUGGAAACUUGAUGUUGCUGAGAGCUUGGAAAUCUACCGACAGGUACAAACGCGGUUGUUGAAUAAAGAUCAAGGAAAUGGUAGCUCCUGGCUCUUCAAGUUUAUACCUAAGCAUUAAGCGCAUCAAGCGAGUAGAAAUAAGCACCGUAGUAAGAUAAGUACCUAGAUAAAUUAUUAUACCUACGCAUAGUAUAAAUAGUGUAAGCUGCGAUCAUUUUCUUCAAGUCGAGUCAAGUACAAGACACUGAAGACGGCCUUACUGUUGAGGUCGAAAUACGUAUCUGUCAGGAUACAAUUAAGUGGUGGAAUUCAAUGGGACUGUUCAAACUCGUCUUAUGACAGGCAACAUUAGUUGUUGAGAGAGCGAUCAGUUUGGUGGAAAUAAAUGCGAGUUCCGAUAACAUUGCCGAAAUUUCUAAGGAAAUGGAGGAAUGCUACCCGCUGCAUCGAUUGUUGUUACGGGAGAAGAAGACAUUUGAUGAAAUACUACAUACUUUCCCACAUUUUGCGUCGUACAACGGCAUAAUGAUCAAUGAGGCGUUCUACAGGAUGAAACCACAUGUGUCCCGUCAGCUGGAAUUUUCACCGGUUUUGGGUAGAGCACUUUUGCUGGUUUCUGGCAUGUUCUCAAGCAUUGAAGAUUCAUAUGUCAGAGGAACAUUGCGAAUUUUUACAAGAUUGCAGAAAAAGGGAAUGAAGUCAAAUCAAGCCGGUCCAUCAAAUAUGAUAUUGGCGGAGCAAAUUCUUGUUUCUCCACUGCUGCAAUGGUCACAGGAUAUAGAGGCACAUGUCGAAAAUACACGCGGAGAGCCCCACAUUGUAUGCGAGUCAUCAGUUUUUGGUGCGGGAAAGUACAGUAUCAUCUUUAACGGAGUAAUACUUGCUUCCAGUGUCUCAUUUAUUGAGGUCCUUGAUAUUUUUUGGAAAAGUUUUGUUGUGUUUGGUGUGGUUGUCCCAACAAAAUUGCAAAUGUGCCAUGAUGUAUUUUCGAUUCUUGUUUAUGGCACAUUGCAGCAGAGCAAACGAAAAUCUGUUAACGAGUUGUGCACAAAUUUGCGAGAGGCAAUCAAGGCCGAAAGUGCUCAGUAAAUAUUUUGAUCUAAGUUAU
Molecule: messenger RNA, 1843 nt
Organism: Armigeres subalbatus
Lineage: Eukaryota; Metazoa; Arthropoda; Insecta; Diptera; Culicidae
Exons: 4
Coding region: 1159-1824 (221 amino acids)
Source: RefSeq, a predicted model, not a curated record